Messenger RNA from Triticum turgidum subsp. durum (durum wheat), 279 nucleotides. The record is from the annotation of a GenBank genome assembly. Lineage: Eukaryota; Viridiplantae; Streptophyta; Magnoliopsida; Poales; Poaceae.
AUGGGGACGAGGCGUGCCGCCCUCUGCUUCCUUCUGCUCCUCGUGAUCAUCUUACACGGAAACCCUACACUCAUUUCGGCGGACGACGCAGAGGUGUGCAAGUACAGGAAUCCGUACGUGCCCUUCUGCCACGGCUGGAGCUGCAAGGCGGAGUGCUGGAUCGAGGCCAAAAUCUUCAACGCCCGUCUACAGGAGUACAGGUGUAUCAGGGGCGGCAUCAAGGGCACCUGCUACUGCCUCUUCUGCGGGAACCACAUGAGGUUCCUCCACCUCCACUGA